Molecule: messenger RNA, 1075 nt
Organism: Lycium ferocissimum
Lineage: Eukaryota; Viridiplantae; Streptophyta; Magnoliopsida; Solanales; Solanaceae
Product: probable leucine-rich repeat receptor-like protein kinase At1g35710
Exons: 2
Coding region: 299-1000 (233 amino acids)
Molecular function (GO): protein binding
Source: RefSeq, a predicted model, not a curated record
AUUGGGUGACAAAAAUCUUUUUGGACCCUUGCCAGGGGAGGUUGGCAACUUGACCAAAUUGCAGAUUCUAUUUCUUAGUAAAAAUAUGCUUGCAGGUACAUAUGACCAGGGGUGGGGAAAUUUAAGUUAUUGCAGCUAGCUUGCUAUGAGUGAACUAACAAAGUAAAAUAAUUACUAGCCGUUUCUUAGUUAUCCCUAUAUACAUACUUUUGCAGGUGAAAUACCGAAAGGCGUGAGCAAUCUCAUUGAGUUGGUUGAAAUUAAUUUGGGUUUGAACAAAUUUGUUGGUUCACUUCCCAUGGAGAUCUUCAACAUAUCAGGGAUGAGAGUGAUUGAACUUUUAGGGAAUAAUCUGACAGGAACCCUCCCAUUAAACAUAGGUUCUAUGUUACCCAACAUUGAAGGUCUUUUUCUAAUAAGUAGCAUGCAUCUUUUUGGGACUAUACCUCAUUCUUUGUCCAAUUGUUCCAAACUCAUUUAUCUAGACCUUGGUAAUAAUAGACUCACCGGUUUGAUUUCCAACUCUCUUGGAUAUUUGACUCAUCUAAAGUACCUAUUCUUGGAGGGAAACUAUUUAAUAAGCGACACUACGUUAAGCUUCUUGACUUCCUUGUCAAAUUGUAGACAUUUAAAAUUACUUGAAAUAUCUGGGAAUCCUCUAAAUGGUGUGCUUCCAAUCUCCUUAGGGAACCUUUCUGGUACUUCUCUUCUACACUUCAAAGCUUCUAAUUGCAUAAUUAAAGGGGAAAUUCCAAGAGAAAUUGGGAACUUAAGCAGCUUAAUAGACCUCGAUCUUUCUGGAAAUGGUUUAAUUGGAUCAAUUCCCACAACAAUUAGCAACUUGAGAUUCCUUCAGCUCUUUAACUUGAGUCACAACAAGCUCUCUGGAUUUAUUGGAGACGAUCUAUGUAAAUUGCAGAACUUGGGCUAUUUACACUUGACUCAAAAUCAACUUUCAGGAUCUAUUCCUAAUUGUUUGGGGAACUUAACUUCCCUUUAGGAAAUAUUUCUAGGUUCCAACAAAUUGCAUUCAAACAUACCAGCAAGCUUAGGGAACCUCAAAAAUCUCUUGAAG